CACCUGAUUUCUUGAGACAGGAUCACUCACUGAACCUAGAGUAGACUGGUUCACCAGCAAGCUCCAGGGACCCUUCUGUCUUCCGGCUCCUGCCCCGGGGUUCACACUCCUCCUCCUCCUCUCCGCACUGGAAUUAUAGACACCGUGCCCCACAAUAGUGCUGGGACCCAGACUCCCGUCUUUAUGUUUGUACGGAAGGCACUUUACAGAUGAAGUUAAUAAAACGUGUAACUUCUGUCGGGUCUUCCAUGAGGUGAGUCUUAAAACAUUGAAAGACUUGCUGAUGCUGUGUAGAUCAGGGAUAGUUUGAAGUUUAAUCAGCUCUUGCUGUGUGGUUUCCAUAGGCACCUGGGUAGAAUCUUUAGAAUUCUAGCUUAGCUUAUGCUCUUUGUUUUUGAGACACUGUAUCUCUGCCUAGUCUAGAACUCAGCGAUUCACCUGCCUCUGCCUCCACCUCCCAAGUCUUGGGAUUAAAGGUGUGUACCACCGGGCGGGUCCCAGCAGUUCGUCGGUGGCUGCCAAGGCGGUGUAGCUUCUUGACGGUUCGGCCUCGCACCCAGCGCUGCCACGAUGCCCAAGAGGAAGGUUAGCGAUGCCCAAGAGGAAGGUUAGCGCCGACGGAGCAGCGAAGGCGGAGGCCAAGCGGUGCUCGGCGAGGCUGUCGGCCAAGCCCACCCCUGCCAAGGUGGACGCGAAGCCGAAGAAGGCCCCGGGAAAGGAUAAACCAUCAGACAAAAAAGUGCAAACAAAGGGGAAGAGGGGAGCAAAGGGCAAACAGGCGGAGGUGGCUGACCAGCAAACCACAGAUGUGCCUGCAGAACAUGGAGAGGCUGAGAACCAGAGUCCAGCCUCUGAAGUCGAAGAGAAAGAAGCCAAGUCCGACUAACCAUCCAUUGUUGUCUGUCAGUGUCCCCGCCUCCCUUCUUGUACAAUCCAGAGGAAUAUUUUUAUCAACUAUUUUGUAAAUGCGAGUUUUUUAGUAGCUCUAGAAACAUUUUUAAAAGGUGGGAGGAA
Messenger RNA from Peromyscus leucopus (white-footed mouse), 1014 nucleotides. RefSeq names its product non-histone chromosomal protein HMG-14-like. Gene Ontology annotation, molecular function: nucleosomal DNA binding. Lineage: Eukaryota; Metazoa; Chordata; Mammalia; Rodentia; Cricetidae. Bases 593 to 886 code for a protein of 97 amino acids. The record is from RefSeq and is a predicted model, not a curated record. Gene Ontology annotation, biological process: chromatin organization. Gene Ontology annotation, cellular component: nucleus; chromatin. The transcript has a single exon.